This is a messenger RNA of Aspergillus pseudonomiae, 1110 nucleotides long. RefSeq names its product RCC1 domain-containing protein. The coding region runs from base 1 to 1110 and encodes 369 amino acids. The transcript has a single exon. The record is from RefSeq and is a predicted model, not a curated record. Lineage: Eukaryota; Fungi; Ascomycota; Eurotiomycetes; Eurotiales; Aspergillaceae.
AUGCCCCUCUUCGCCUUCGGGUCCAAUGGAUCCGGCCAAUUAGGCAUCGGGCACGACGAAGACGUCUCAAUCCCAACUAGAUGUUUAUUUGAAGCAACAGAACCAGACGUUCUACAGUCAACUGAAGGCAUAUCAACCAAUUACCUUCGCCGCAUAGCUGCAGGGGGAAACCACACUCUUCUUCUAUUCUCCGAUGGAGCCGUGUACACGGCGGGGUGUAACGAGGACGGGAGAUGUGGUGUUGAGCCCGGGGAUGCCUUGACGAGAUUCCGGAGAGUUGUUGUACAAGACGAUGGAAGGGGACGGUCUUGCGAGACGUUCAGGGACGUUUCGGCGUGCUGGGAGGGGACCUUCCUUGUUGCUGCUGAGGGAGAUAGGGUGUUUGUGCUUGGGUCUGGGGCGAAGGGGGAGCUGGGGCUUGGGGAGGGGGUUGUGCGGGCUUCUCGGCCUGUGAUAGUUAAGGAUUUCCCACCGUCUGGGGCAGAAGUUGUGGGUGUUGCGAGUGGAAUGGGGCAUACGGUUGUCGUGUUGUCGGAUGGGUCGGUGUAUGGAUGGGGUGCGGCGAGGAAGGGUCAGCUAGGGGAGGCGGCGAAGGGGCAGAAGAUUGUUUGGGAGCCGGUCAAGGUUGAGGGGGUGCCGUUUCGAGCGACGGGUGCUGUUUGUGGGCGCGAGUUUACUGUUGUUACGGGUGAUAGGAGCAAGGGGGAGUUUGUGAUUUUGGGGUCCGCGGAUAAUAGGUGGAAUGUCUUGUCUGGUGCUCCUCCUGCCUUGGGAGCGUAUCGUGGUAUUUGGGCUAGCUGGCAUGGUGUUUAUGUACAGCGGGAUGAGGGUGUUUUGGCUUGGGGGCGCAAUGAUCGUGGUCAGCUUCCGCCGGCGGAUUUGCCGGUUGUGAGGGAGUUGGCAGUGGGAAGCGAGCAUGCUCUUGCUUUGCUUGGUGGUGGGAUGGUUGUGGCGUUUGGUUGGGGCGAGCAUGGGAAUUGUGGGCCUGCUGCAGAUGAACAGGGGAAUGUGAAGGGCAAGUAUGGUUUGAUUCCUCUUCCUACAGAAGGGGAAUCCCAUGUUGUUGGUGUUGGGGCGGGUUGCGCGACUAGCUGGGUUGUCAUGUCGUGA